Entamoeba invadens IP1 is the source of this 5229-nucleotide messenger RNA. RefSeq names its product protein serine/threonine kinase, putative. The transcript has a single exon. Lineage: Eukaryota; Evosea; Mastigamoebida; Endamoebidae. Gene Ontology annotation, biological process: protein phosphorylation. Gene Ontology annotation, molecular function: protein kinase activity; ATP binding. Bases 1 to 5229 code for a protein of 1742 amino acids. The record is from RefSeq and is a predicted model, not a curated record.
AUGUCGUUCUUCGGAUACAAUUACAAAUACGUCUAUUGGAAUAUCAACCUUCAAAACGCUCCAGAACUCAUCGUUUUCACUUUUUAUAGGACUUCAAAUGGGCCUGAUGUACAGGAAAACGUCUACGUGAGUGACAAAGCAGCUAUUUUCAUUGGUACAAACAAUCAACAAUAUCUGAUUUCUUACACCACAUCGAACCGCCCAUAUCUCUACUUCGAAAAAGCAAGUGGUGCAACAACAACUAAUAUUUAUAUGCAAAAAAUCACUGAGGCGGGGUGUAGAUAUGCAUUCAAUACUAAUAACAUCGACAAAAUUCAAGCGGGUGAUGGCAACUAUUUGCGCGAUAUUUGUCAAUUUGGAAACAAUAAACAUCGAUACGUCGUUUGUCGGAACGGUGACAAUGAUCCACAAUCAGAUUGCAGUUGUUACAUUCCAAGUAGUAUUGCGACUGCUUCGAUUAAAGAUACUCUUUUUAAUUAUCCAGACUGUAUGUAUAACAGCACUGAUUUUACGUUGACUAUUUUGGCAAAUCACACGACAGUCAAGUUUGACAAAGAGCGUGGAAAUGAAUGGAAAACACUUAAUAUUCAAAGUCGUAGUAAUCCAAUUGGAUUUAUGUUGGGAAAUAACUUGAUGUUGAACGAAGGUGUGACUCUCCCGACACAACAAGUCAAUGUAUCUCAACUUUACACUGGUACGUCAUACACUUUUACUGUCAAAGGGACAGUCACAUUCCAGAGAUUCAGUGGUCUUCAUUCUUUUGGAUAUUUUAACUUUAACUCGGUGAAUGUAAAUGCAAUGGAUGAAGGUUCAUUGUUAUUUAUUGGGAAAAACCAAGGUUCUCUACCUUCUGGUAUAACAUCUGUCUGUGAGAACGGAUUGUAUACACGAUAUGCGAAGGGGUCAAGCUCAACUUUUGGAUGCAAUUGCGCAUGGACUAACAACGCUUAUGACUAUCCUGAUUGCCCUAUUUCAGCAGCAUCUUCUGGCAAUUUAAUGUCACUUUCUGUUAACUCACAAACAUACAACGGAGGUAGUGUGUCUUGGAAUAUUUUCACAUUAACAAUGACAACAACUUUAUUGUAUGGUAAAAUCACAGCAACAAAUUGUUAUUUCAAAGGAAGUGUAUCGAUUGCGGGUGAUAUUACGUGUACUUACCUUUACUUGACAACUGAAACUAACAUCACACUCAUGGAAGGGGCAUAUCUCACUAUUAAUAACGUUAAUGCACAAAACCAAGUCACCACAAUUGACGCGAGAAAAGGGACAUUAUCUCUAAAUUCUAUUGUUCAAAAUAUCGACACUACCAUAUAUGUUUCAACCACAUUAAGUGUCAAUUCAAUUCAACUGACAUCAUCCGGUGUAUUCAAAGUUUCUUAUAAUCUUGUUGUUGAAAUUUUGACACAUGAGAGUGGAUGUACUAUUUCAACAGAUGGCAUUUUGACUAUUAAUAAAUUCGCCAAUCAAAAUCCAUUAAAUGUUGUCGCGUCGCAAUUCACUGUUUCAUCAACAGUAUCCAAACUGGUUAUCGGAAGUAUUAAAACCAAAACGCCUAUUUCCAUACCAGAAACAAUUGAAUAUAUUUCAAUCGAUACCAUCUUGGGGGAGUUGGAAACUACCAGUCAACCAUUUUUAAACAUUACACGAUCAACAAAGAGUUUGAGUGUCGCAAAAAUACCUACACCACCUUCUUCCUUCGAAACAGACGCAACAAAAAUGAUGCAAUUUGUGUCGAUGAAAAAUCGAAAAAUCAAUUUUGAAGACAACACUACUUUAACUUCUCAUUUGGUAUGUGAUAGGCAAAUGGUUGUUCUUGGGAACACUAACAUUGGGUGCAACGAUUUGAAUUUGGCGAGUAAAUAUUGUUCACCACAAAAUAAUGAUGGCACUAUCGUGUAUAAAGACUCUCUUGGAAAUAUUGACUAUUCAUGCCCAUGUUACACAAAGACGGGCGUGGACACUACUCUUGCAAUAGUUGAUGUUUCUCAAUAUACAAUCAGUGAUGAAGAACAGUAUAAUAUAAUUGAUAUCAACAACACAGUUGUAACACUCACAAACAACAACCCAAAUGAUCCAGAUUUUAAUAUUCAUUUUGUGAAGAAUUCUUCACGACUUAGUUUGUAUGGGGAAAAAAACGCUGCUUUUUUUAAUAUGAAUACAAACUACUAUGCGACAAUUGUCAUCAAUGGACCAAUUCUACUUGGUGCCACGGCUGGCUUUGGCUUUGUUUGGGAAAAUGAAAUUUCCAUUUCGCCUACCGGUCUGUGUAAAGUUGUUUUGAAAGAAGCGUCCAACGAAAGAACAACUUGUAUUAGUUGUAAUGGCCAUGUGGAUGUGACCGGGAAUUGUGUAGUUGACAAUGGCACGCAUACUAUUCCCAAUUGUGUAUCUCAGAACCAAAUAACACUAGAAGAAAUAACACAAAAUGUUUGCGAAGCGUGCGAUGAUGGGUUUUUCAUUGAUAAUUUUGGAUGUUCCCGAUGUGGUGAGAACUGUACUAAUUGUAAGAGUAAUACAUCAUGUGUGGUAUGCAAAGAUGGGUAUUUUGUUGAUACAAAUGGAAUGUGCCAACUUCAAGACAAUUGUGCGUUGUACAACCUUGACAAAUGUUUGAAAUGUGAAGACAAGACUAAACUCCAAAAUGACAAACAAAAUUGUUCAACACAAAAUGAUAAUUGUAUUUCAUAUUCAAGUGAGAAUUGUGUUAUAUGUGAUACAGAAAACGGCUAUUAUUUGGGAACCAGGGGAUGUCAAAAACAAGACGACAAAAGUUAUUCGUCUGUCAAUUCAACAGCAGUUAUUUCGUGUUCAGUUGGAUACUAUUUAUCAGAUCAAAACUGCGUGAAUUGUUCCAAAAUGAAUUGUCUUUUGUGCGACAUGCUUGGAGGUACAUUAUUGUGUUUUUCGUGUGCAGAGAAUUAUUAUUUGAACUCCGCAGGUCUGUGUGUUUCAAUGAGUUUAAAAUCUUCUUUAAAAACGAUGGAUGUUCCAGCGUGUUCAACAGUAACGAAUUCAUAUUGUACUUCAUGUGUAAGUGGGUCGUAUUUUAAUGGCGAUCGAUGCGAGAAAUGCCCCGACAAUUGCACUUCAUGUUAUCAAGAUGAGUGUUACACAUGUGAAGCCAAUUAUUAUUUACAUGCAACCAAAACACAAAGCGGUACAGAGAACUUUGGUUGUAUCAAUGAAGAGAUUUCGAAUUGCUUGGAAUAUUUAAGUGGACUUUGCAUUAAUUGUAAAGAUUCGUUUGUUCUCAUUGAUCACCAAUGUGUUCAAUGUAACGAAUCGUGUACAAAGUGUCUUGAAACAAAGGAUGAAUGUUAUGAGUGCAACAGUGGAUUUAUGUUGAACGACUACAAAUGUUUACCAUUAAUUGACACACAUUGCGACAAACAAAUACCAACCAAAAGCGAGUGUGCAAUUUGUAGUAAAUCGUACUUCAGAAAUGGUACUUCGUGUAGUAAAUGUAUUGACAACUGUGGGACGUGUUAUACUGAAAAUACAUGUACACUGUGUAACGACAAUUUUUACAUUAAUAGUAGUGGGGUGUGUGCGAGCAGCUCUGUCUUGAAAAAUUGCACAACAAAAGACGCAUACGGUUGCAUUGGGUGUGAAGACGGCUUUUUCUUGUUGGACCAUUUAUGCGUCCCAUGUAAUACUUCGACUGAGAAUUGUUUGUUAUGUGAUUACAUUGACGCCAAAUGCAAUAUGUGCCAAGACACUUACGUGUUGAACGACAACCAAAUGUGUAUCAUCUUCUCUUCUUUGUCACAAUGUGUCGAGGCAACAAAUUCAAAAUGUACAAAAUGUGCUUUUUGGUAUACAGUGAAUGCUAAUGGAAUGAAAUGCGAUGCAUCUCCGGUAUGGUGGGUUAUACUCUUGGCCGUGUUAGCUGGUCUCUUUGUCGUUCUUCUUGUUGUAUUAUUGAUCAUCUUCUUGGUUUGGCGAGUGGUCAAGAGAAUCCACAAUCAUCGACUCAUCCAAGAGCAGAGAGAGCAGGUGAGUCACUUCUCGAUGACAAAGUCGAAUAUUCAGUGGGUUGCUUUGACUUCAAAUUGCGAUAUAUUAGUCAACAAAAGAGUGAUCGACUUCAAGCCAGACAUGACAGAAGACGUUCAAAAUAUCGAACUUCCAGUUGGAGUCGAGUCUCGUGAUGUGAUUUGUAUAGGAAAUGGGUACGCCGGCACCAUUCAACUCUCUUUCUUGACAGUUGAUGAGGUUGACUCUAAGUAUACACUGCGAUGUAAUCCACAAGAGAUGACACUGAAAAAGGGUGAAGCGUUUGAGGUUGAAGUGUUUUUAACCCCGUUAUGUUCUUGUUUCAUCAAAGAAAAAGUACAGUUACGAAUAUUCAAUAUCAAGACAAACAAGAAGGUCAUUGAGAACAUAACAAUCGAGACGUCCACACAAGUCUCAACCAAAUUGGACUACGACGAAAUCAUGGAAGAGAAGCAAGUUGGCGAAGGAAGUUUUGGUGUUGUCUUCAGAGGAUCUUUCCGAGGUAAUAAAGUAGCAAUUAAGAAACUCAAAAUGUGUGAUGCUGAAGAGGCUAUGGAGGAGUUUGGGAAGGAAGUUUCGAUGUUAGACAAAUUUCGGUGCAACUACAUAGUGCACUUCUAUGGAGCUGUCUUCAUCCCAACAAAAAUCUGUUUAGUCACUGAAUUUGCGGAUUAUGGCAGUCUUCAAAACCUUAUCAAAGAGAAACCAAAGCCGAAAGACAACAUUCGCAUUAAAAUGGUAUUGGACGGAGCGAGGGGUGUGGAAUACUUACAUGCAAAUGGUAUCAUCCAUAGAGACAUCAAGUCAGAUAAUAUCUUAGUCUUCUCAUUGGACGGUGGGGUCGACGUUAAUGCGAAAUUAACGGACUUUGGUUCAUCUCGUAAUGUUAACAGUUUAAAGAACAACAUGACAUUCACCAAAGGAGUUGGUACGCCGAUAUAUAUGGCACCAGAAGUACUCAAUCAAGAGAAGUACACAACGUCCGCGGACAUCUUCUCGUUCUCAAUUUUGAUGUAUGAGUGCUUUGUGUGGGACAAAGCGUAUCCAACAAGUCAGUUCAAAUUCCCUUGGAACAUUGCUGAAUUUAUUAUUCAAGGCAACCGACUCACACAACCUGAUAAGAUGCCUGACUGGUAUUAUGUUGUGAUACAAGGAUGUUGGAAACAAGCUGCUGCAGAACGGUAUGACAUCAAACAAGUUGUUGAUCUUGUAUCUACAGGUAUUCAAGAGUAA